Molecule: messenger RNA, 2030 nt
Organism: Carlito syrichta (Philippine tarsier)
Lineage: Eukaryota; Metazoa; Chordata; Mammalia; Primates; Tarsiidae
Gene: HAUS3
Product: HAUS augmin like complex subunit 3
Exons: 4
Coding region: 152-1951 (599 amino acids)
Biological process (GO): centrosome cycle; spindle assembly
Cellular component (GO): mitotic spindle; centrosome; HAUS complex
Source: RefSeq, a predicted model, not a curated record
GAGGAGAAAUCAUUACAGAUUCUAAAAAUGUUUUUGUCUUUUCUAUGGACAUAAUGUAAAGCUUACUUUUGUUUCUGUUCAGACUUGCUUUCUAAAACUCUACGCCAUAUCAGGCACAAAAAAUUGGGAUCAUUAAACCCCAGUUGUGGAAAUGAGUUGUGGAAAUGAGUUUGUCGAGACGUUAAAAAAAAUCGGUUAUCCCAAAGCUGAUAUUCUUAAUGGAGAAGAUUUUGACUGGUUGGUUGAGACUGUUGAAAAUGAAUCGUUUUUGAAGUGGUUUUGUGGGAAUGUGAAUGAACAGAACGUAUUGUCUGAAAAAGAAUUGGAAGCUUUUCGCGUUCUUCAAGAAUCAGGCAAGCCCAUCCUAGAAGGGGCGCCAUUGGAUGAAGUCCUUAAGACCUGUAAAACUUCUGAUUUGAAGACACUUAGACUGGAUAACAAAGAGCUGGAGAAAUUAGAGGAUGAGGUUCAAACUCUGCAGAAAUUAAAGAACCUAAAAAUUCAGCGACGUAAUAAAUGCCAGGUGAUGACGUCACUAACUAGCCACAGAUCUUUGAGGUUAAAUGCUAAAGACAAAGCCACUAAAAAACUGAAGCAGAGUCAAGGAAUUCUAAAAGCAAUGACUACUAAGGUCAAGAAUGAACUUCAGGCUCUUACUGAUGACGUUACAAAAUUGAUGAUGUUCUUCAGAUGUUCUAAUUUAGGUCAAGGGACAAAUCCACUGGUGUUUUUAUCUCAGUUUUCCUUGGAAAAAUAUUUAAGCCAGGAAGAGCAAAGCACAGCAGCAUUAACUUUAUAUACCAGAAAGCAGUUCUUUCAGGGUAUACAUGAAGUAGUUGAAAGCUCAAAUGAAGAAAAUUUUCAGCUAUUAGACAUACAAACACCAUCUACUUGUGGUAAUCAAGAAAGUUUUGAGGAGAGACAACUAGAGAUGGCUAGGCUGCAGCUAGCAUACAUUUGUGCUCAGCAUCAGCGAAUUCACUUGAAAGCGAGUAACUUAAGCAUGAAGUCAAGUAUAAAAUGGGCAGAGGAGAAUCUCCAGCGCCUAACCAGCAAGGCUGAUGGUGAAGAAAAUUUGGAUGCUAAAAUUUCUAGCUUGAACAGUGAGAUUAUGAAGCUUGAAGAACAAAUCACUCAUAUAAAAAACAAAAAUUUGCCUGCUGUGGUAAAAGAGAAUGCCCAGUUAUUGAACAUGCCAAUUGUAAAGGGAGAUUUUGAUCUGCAGAUUGCUAAACAAGAUUAUUACACAGCAAAGCAAGAGUUAGUUUUAAAUCAGUUGAUAAAGCAAAAGGCAUCAUUUGAUCUUCUACAGUUAUCAUAUGAAAUUGAACUGAGAAAGCAUUGGGACAUAUACCGACAACUUGAAAAUUUGGUUCAAGAAUUCAGACAAAGUAACAUGAUGCUUUAUCAGCGAUUAGAAAUAUUAACAGAUCCAUCAGUCUCUCAGCAGAUAAAUCUAAGGAAUACCAUUGACACUAAGGAUUACUCUGCUCAUAGGCUUUAUCAACUUUUAGAAGGAGAGAAUAAGAAAAAAGAAUCGUUUCUAACUCCUGGAAACCUGGAGGAAGUAGCUGAGAAAUUGAAACAGAAUGUUUCUUUAAUGCAAGAUCAACUGGUAAUAUCUGUUAAAGAACAUUCUUUCUUUCUAUCCAAACUGAAUAAUGAUGUGGACAUGCUUUGUGAUGCUUUGUAUCAAGGAGGAAAUCAGCUUCUGCUUAGUGAUCAGGAGUUAAUGGAACAAUUUCAUCAAGUUGAAUUUCAGCUGAAUAAGUUAAAUCAUCUUCUUACUGAUAUUCUUGCUGAUGUGAAGACAAAAAGAAACAUUUUGGCAACUAAUACAUUAUAUCAAAUGGAAAGAGAAUUAUGUUUAAAAGAUGAAGAUUAUCUGAAAGAUAUUGUGGAGACUUUAAAAAUGCAAUCAAAGUUUAAGGCUGUUGAUCUUAAAGAUUGAAAAUUAGUAAAAAUCUUUACUACACAUGUUACAUAUAUUAGGAGGAGAUUGUAAUACAUAUUAUUAAAUUUUUUAAUUU